AUUUGUUAUACAUAAUACAUGUGUAUAAUUGUACGAUAAGAAAUAAAAACUAAGGAGAAAAAAAAUGUUGCCUGAUUGUCUGUCUCCCCUUUCACACAUACAUCGUGUUGGGUAUUAUUACCAAGUUGACAUUACACAUGUCACACCGGCCCCUGUCCUGCUUAUAUAUCGCUGUGUUUUAACAAUAAUUUUUUAUGAAGGACAUGUCUGUCACCCCUCUCACACGCCAGGAUGGACCGUUUAUGACACGAGUUAACAACAAGUAGACAUCGUGUCGGGUAUUAUUACAAAGUUGAUAUUACACAUGUCACACUGGUCACUGUCCUGCCAAUAUGUCCGCGUUUUACAAUAAUUCUCAGGAAGGACAUGAUUAUGUAUAAAAAAGAACAACUCACCAACCCAGCCUCAUUCAUAUAUCGUGUCUCAUGCUCUUUGGAUUUAUUUUAAUAAUAGUAUACGCUCUAGAGUUAUUUACUAUUUUUGGUUCCGUGUUAAUAACAUUGUACAAUUAGAAGUGAAUAUAGUUGGAUUAUUUAACACACACAAUGGCACUGUGGAAACUGACUCGCACUGACAAUCAUUUUCUGGUUCGAUACCUGGAGGACAGCAAAGUGCAAGUGAGAUCGAAAGGACAUUUCAAAGAUGUUACAGAUGAGAUCUUGGUGGGUAGCAGAUACCAAGUUCAGUGGGGAAACGCCAGACAGGUAACCCAAGCAGUCGUUCUGGCGACGGGUGCGCAAAACGACAUGAAAGCCAGGGAGGCACAGAAUCCAUCAGUGGCCGUGGCCGCUCCAGCCGCCCAGUCGACUAAACCACCGGUAAAACGACCCAGGGUUCAAAAAAACGAAAAAGGGAAGGAGUUGGCGCGCAUGGUUGCUGUAGGCCAGGGACAGGUGGCAGCGCCGAUCGGUCCAGAGGGAGUGCCCGCACCUGUUGCUGUUGCGCUGCCAGCGACGGUGUCCCUUAUUGUACCCGCUCCUACUACGCCGUCUGGCCCGUCAGUGGAGGUUCCCGUCACGGUUGCGCCGUCCUUACCGGUGACUGCGCCCGCCCCGAGUGUACCCGCUCCAACUACGCCGUCUGGUCCAUCAGUUGAAGUUCCCGUCGCGGUUUUGAUGUAUGCUCGUCACGUGACUGCGCCCUCUGAUUCGACCACGCCCUCUGUUCAGGUGUCAGAGGAAGUGCCAGGAACAACACCGACCAUACGCAGGCCUACCAUCAGAAUCCAGCGUCAAUCUGACGACACAGUGGCGGCGGUCUUGACGGGGGUCCAGGCCUUGCUGGUCGCCCAAAAUACUAAGUUUAGUAAACGAUUUGACGCACAGGCUAUGAUGAUACAGGACCUACACAGUGAAGUGCGGGACCUUUGCCACCAGGUGCAUGCAUUACAAACCCUCUACCACCGUGCGGUUUCGUCGGAACCGUCACCUCCACAAGAGACAGUGGUAGACUUUUGAUUUGAUUCCACUUAGUUUAUGUAGGGUUACAUUUGUGUAUGUUUACAUGUAUAAACAAUGCAUUUUAAAAUAGUCAAACUUCAUAAAGGCAAUAUAUGUGCACAUUUAUGCAGAAACAAUAUUAAACUAGUAGAAUUAAUUUUGUUGAAACAUUUGUACCAAUUGCAAGGGAAGUAAUGGAAAAUACAUGUACAUGUAGUGAGAAGUAAUUAAAAAUAGUAAAAAGUUCUCUCCCUUUGUCAAAAUAUGCCUCAAGUGGAAAUGGGGAAAAGUGUGUAGUAUAUAAAUAUUUUAUGCAAUAUUGGGAGUAAAAUUUUAAUCUUAGAAUUUCAUUCAAUAAUUUUAUUUGAAAUAUUUUUUUAUUUAUUUUAUUUUUAUGAAGAUAAACAGUAAACUUUUGAAAAGCUAUAAAACAUCACGGAGUGUAUAUCUAGAGUCCGUGGAAACAUAUACCAAUUUAAUCAUGCCAGGUGCUAAUUUUUCCCAAAAUCGAUAGGCUAUGG
Messenger RNA from Dreissena polymorpha, 1960 nucleotides. Its product is annotated as calphotin-like. NCBI's taxonomy places the organism in Eukaryota, Metazoa, Mollusca, Bivalvia, Myida, Dreissenidae. The record is from RefSeq and is a predicted model, not a curated record. The transcript is spliced from 2 exons. Bases 546 to 1457 code for a protein of 303 amino acids.